This is a messenger RNA of Parnassius apollo (apollo), 690 nucleotides long. The record is from the annotation of a GenBank genome assembly. NCBI's taxonomy places the organism in Eukaryota, Metazoa, Arthropoda, Insecta, Lepidoptera, Papilionidae.
AUGUCAGGUACUGCACCAAGUGACAAAAGAGGCAAGUCAGGUUCAAACAAGAGAUUAGACAAUAACAAUAAAGAUUUGAUAUGUAAUCAUAUAAAAUCCUUUAAAGGACGGCAAAGUCACUACAGCUUGAAUGAUACAAAAAAAAAAUAUCUACCUGAGGACCUAAACAUAAAGAAAAUAUAUAAGUUGUACUUAGAUGCAUACAAGUCACAAAAUCAUGUAUCUUAUGAAACUUACAGAACCAUCUUUAAUACAGAGUUUAAUAUAUCAUUUGGCUAUCCCAGGACUGAUACCUGUAGUGCUUGUGAUGAAUUCAAAAUAAAAGCGAAGGCAUUGAGAGCUGAAGGAAAUAUUGUAGAACUUAAUCGGUUAACUAUUCUGAACAAUUUGCACAAGAAAAAGGCUCAAACAUUUUAUGAUCGUAAGAAAAAUGCAAGAAUCAAGAGCAAAACAGAUGUGGAAUUUCAAGCAAUUGCCAUGGACUACCAGAAGAAUGUGUCGUUGCCAAACAUCACCACAAGCAAUGUCUAUUACAAACGUCAAUUAUCAAUGUACUCUUUUAAUAUUCAUGCAUUGGGUGAUGCAAGCUCCUAUUUUUACACCUAUCUAGAAACCUGUGGAUGUAAGGGUUCAGAUGAAGUGGUUUCAUUUAUCAGUUCUGUUUCAAUAUUUAACAAACCACCUGGAUAG